AGGAGCAGACUCUCCAUGGAAAACUUCCCCUCGGUUUAUUUUCUUGAGAAGGCUCCAGGCUUCGGCUUGGAAAAUCCAGCCGCCACCAUUGAGCCCAGCAGCUGGAGCGGCAGCGAGAGCCCUGCCGAAAACUUGGAAAGGAUGAGCGACUCGGCAGAUAAGCCGAUUGACAACGAUGCAGAGGGGGUCUGGAGCCCCGACAUUGAGCAGAGCUUUCAGGAGGCCUUGGCUAUCUACCCGCCGUGUGGGAGGAGGAAAAUCAUCUUAUCAGACGAAGGCAAAAUGUAUGGUAGAAAUGAAUUGAUAGCCAGAUACAUCAAACUCAGGACAGGGAAGACAAGGACCAGGAAGCAGGUGUCUAGUCAUAUACAGGUCUUAGCAAGAAAGAAAGUUCGAGAAAUUCAAGCCGCCAUUAAGGUGUCUAGUCACAUUCAGGUUCUUGCCAGAAGGAAAUCUCGUGAUUUUCAUUCCAAGCUAAAGGUAACAAGCAUGGAUCAGACUGCCAAGGACAAGGCCCUGCAGCACAUGGCCGCCAUGUCGUCAGCUCAGAUCGUCUCGGCCACUGCCAUCCACAACAAGCUGGGGCUGCCUGGGAUCCCACGCCCCACCUUUCCAGGGGCACCGGGGUUCUGGCCUGGAAUGAUACAGACAGGACAGCCAGGAUCCUCACAAGACGUCAAGCCCUUUGUGCAGCAGGCCUACCCCAUCCAGCCAGCAGUCACAGCCCCUAUCCCAGGGUUUGAGCCUGCGUCUGCCCCAGCUCCCUCGGUUCCUGCCUGGCAGGGUCGUUCCAUUGGCACAACCAAGCUUCGCCUGGUAGAAUUCUCAGCUUUUCUAGAACAGCAGCGAGACCCAGACUCGUACAACAAACACCUCUUCGUGCACAUCGGGCAUGCCAACCAUUCUUACAGUGACCCAUUGCUUGAAUCCGUGGAUAUUCGUCAGAUUUAUGACAAAUUUCCUGAAAAGAAAGGUGGUUUGAAGGAACUGUUUGGAAAGGGCCCUCAAAAUGCCUUCUUCCUCGUGAAAUUCUGGGCUGACUUAAACUGCAAUAUCCAAGAUGAUGCUGGGGCCUUUUAUGGUGUGACCAGUCAGUAUGAGAGUUCUGAAAACAUGACAGUAACCUGUUCCACCAAAGUGUGCUCCUUUGGGAAGCAAGUAGUAGAAAAAGUAGAGACGGAGUAUGCAAGAUUUGAGAAUGGUCGAUUUGUAUACCGAAUAAACCGCUCGCCAAUGUGUGAAUAUAUGAUCAACUUCAUCCACAAGCUCAAACACUUACCAGAGAAAUACAUGAUGAAUAGUGUUUUGGAAAACUUCACAAUUUUAUUGGUGGUAACAAACAGGGAUACGCAAGAAACUCUGCUCUGCAUGGCCUGUGUAUUUGAAGUUUCAAAUAGUGAACAUGGAGCACAGCAUCAUAUUUACAGGCUUGUAAAGGACUGAACAUGGUUAUUUAUAUAUAUAGAUAUCUGUAUAUACACACACCUAUGUGCACACACACACUCUCUCCAUUAUCGAACGACUGACUGUAAACCUCACCACACAGGGUGGUGUCCUGGCCCUAAGGUCACGCCCCAACUUUUCUAAAUCCUGUUUGAGUGAAGUCAUUUUUUUUCCAUGUGUUCAUACCCAUCAUUGUAGCUGUGAAGUUUUGGUACAGUUGUAAAAAGAGAAAUCGAGUUGUUUCUAUGUGUUCCUCAGAUCUGCAGCCCACAACUCCUUGGGAAAGGUGAAUUUGAAUAGCCUAAGCCCCCCCAGACUUGUUUCUUAUUGUGGGAGAAAACACUGAGACAGAGCUUGGCCGUGGGACAUUGACCGCCUUUAUACACAUGUAUUUAGUUUCUCUUUUUUCCCAACAUAAAAUUCUUGUUUUAAGAUACAAGUAAAAUUAAUCUUUAAAUAUAAGUGUACAUUAGCACACAGAAACUAAGAUUCUUUAAUCUUUGUAACUAAUUAGGGUGGAAGUUAUGAAAGAGUGUAAUUUCACUAAAUUAUUUUUUAAAUGAAACCUUUCUUUCUUUUUGAAACCAAAUGUUAAACUAUAGCCUUAAGAAAUACUUGGUAGAAAUACCCUAAUGAGACAAAUUUGUACUUUUUCUUUUCAAGGUUAAAACUAAUCUCCUAAUUCAUUAAACUAUUGAAACAGGUAUUACAAAGGAAGAAAACUUCACCUCUUAUCCUUAACAUAUAUAGUAUAUUUAAAAAUGUAAAAUUGUAUUGUACUAAUGUGAUAAUUAUUUAAUGAAGAAAGAAAAGAUGGCCCUUUUGCAAUAAGUAGUUAAAUACUGAAAAAAAUCUAAGCUUACAGUGUUCAUAGUCUUGUGUGUGCGGUUAUAUUUUAUAUAGUCAACCAAAUUUUUUUAUCAAGAUGAGUUAAUAUUUGAACCACUGAAAUUAAUAGCAAAAUUUUUUGAUUGGCACUAACUCUGCCCUGUGAGUUGCAAAGUAUAGAGAGUCCUGUGGCUGGGAGAAAAUCAUCAUCAACCAGACAAGGAAAAGGCUCUUCAGGCUCAGCAUCUCUGUUCCCCAGAAUGUCACAAGUACCCUCACCACCUGUGGAUCCAACAUGCCAACAUGUGUAGGAAGCUGCCAUGUUUGUAGCUCUCUGUGUGUGUGUAUGUGUGUGUGUGUGUACAUGUGUACUGCAUGUACAUGUGGACCUUCAACUCUGAACAUGCUCCCUGUCAGUGUGCUAAGUGCUUAUGUCUCUAGAUCUCAGUGUGCAUUGUGGACAUGAAUAUAUUCUCUCUAUAAAGACAACUAUUUCUUUGCUUGUUCUGUAAGCCACAAGGCACUCAGUCAACUUGUGUUCAAGAAUUUUCUGUCUAUUCUUUUCAAGCAGGCUCCCACAUUCAGAAAGUUCUGUUACCAAGAGUGAUUUCAAUUUUAUAAUCCCAGUAUUCUAAAGCAUUGCCCAGCAGAGUUGGUCUGAUGUGACCUCAUGUCUUGGGUUAUUUCUGUAAGUGCUUCUUCAUUGAGGAGGGAAGAAGAAUUACCCCUCAGCUUCCCAGAGGAAAAGGAGGUAUUUUUUUUUAUAUAACUUUUAAGAAUAUGUGAACACAAUAGAACAUGAAAUAACUUUUGUAAGUUAUAAAAUGUGGCAGUUUUUUUGCUCCAAGACUAUAAAGUAAAAUCCUACUUCUGUCAUACCCAGGUGACUUACACACCUUUUUUUUUGCCCCAGUUCCUGCUUGUAUAGUGUUCAGCACUAUACACCCGGUGGGUUUGACUGGCUUGUGGCCAAAAAAACCACACUAGAAUGAGUCUGUCUUUUCCCAGAUACUUGCCAGUCCCUGGGAAAACCAGAGCAGAACAGAAUGGGAGACCUCUCACUAGAAGUGCAUCUCCCUUGUGAAACCUGGUGGGGCAGUGUACUCUUCAAAACAAACUACCCUUGUUCCCUGGCUCUAAGCCAAUCCUCAAAGGAAGGAGUGCCCUGGGUUUCCACCCCUCUGUCUGAUCUUCAGACAAGUAUUUAAGCAUCUCUCAUGACAUUUAUAGUUACUCUGUUGGAAACUCCUCUUAGGGAUAUUUUCUUUGGCUCUAGUUCCUUUCAUCUUCUCUGGAGGGAUCCCUCACUCCCCUGAGAUCAGGCCUAUAUGGAUGGGUACAAAUGAUCUCCUAUGGUUAAGAGCCAGGCAGAUUCAGAAUGAGGAGAGAGGUCUGCUGUGUUCCCACCCAGGAGUGGAACUGCUCUUCUGUGCCACCAAGAGGGCUCUGGGGAGUGUAUUUCCCAAGUGGCAGCCAGAGGGCAGGGGUUGGCUGCAUGCACCCUAGCUGGCCCACCUCCCUGGUUCAGGCUGGGUCCUCUGCUCUGUCACCACCCAUGUCCUCCCACAUACCUUUCAGGUGGGCUGUGGAGGGAGAUAGGAAAGACUUCCAGGCUUACUUUUUGCUUUUAAAACAGCUAUAAUAUUUUAAAAUACAGUACUUUUAUUUUGUAAGAAUUUCAUGCAAUGUAUUUUGAUCUUAUUCACCACCCCCUUAACUUCUCCCAUUUCUACCCCCCCUCCCAACUUCAUGUCUUCUUCAAAAAACACCAAGACCAAUUUAUGCUGCCCAAGUACUCAUGGAGGUAGGGCCAUCCACUGGAGCAUAGUUGGAAUAAGAGGGUCACACCCUUAGAGAAAACCAACUCUCUCUCCCAUUAGUUGUCAAAUAGCUCCUCAGUUUGGGAUGGGGCCUCGUGUCCCAUCCCCCUCAAAUCCCCAUACUAGAAUGUUGACUGGCUUGAUCUUGUGUAGACAGCCAUAGCUGCUGUGAGUUCACGAAUGCAGUGGUCCUGUCCUGUCCUGUCCUGUCCUGUUCUGUCCUGUCCAAAAGACACUGUUUUGCACCAGCUCUCCCCAGCCUUUGAGUCUUUUGAUCUUCCACCUCCUUGAUUAUAAAAGUGUUAAAUCUUCUAUCAUUUCUCUGCCUUAAGCAGCAGUGAUCUAGUUAUCCCAAACUUUUGGAUUUCUUGUUUUGUUUUCCAAACUAGACCCUCUGGUGGGAUUUGUAUCUUAGCAUCCAGUCCCAUCUCUCUCUGAUCCAUCCUCCUACUUGGCUCAUCUCCCCCUUCUCAGCUUCCUGUAAAGGAAGCCCUUGCUGAGCCCCUGAGCCCUGUUCCUAACCUCUCUCCUGGUGCUCUCUGUCUCCCAGUGACUCUCCAGGACAGGUCUCUAGAGACUUCUGCAGUGAGACCAGCUUUCCCCUGGCAGGGGCCAGUGAGGGCUAUGUUUUGUUGGCAUUCAUGGCCAUUGUAGGGAGAGACCUAAAGUCAAAUCAGUGCUUGUUCAGAACAUGACCUGGGACUCAGAGUAAAGAUGACACUAGCCCAGGCUUUGUCCAUUUUGACACUAGGGACAUUUUGAACCAGCUAAUUGUCUGGCCUCUUCCACACUUAUCACAAUUCAGUGCCCUCAUGAAUGACCAAAUGUCCUGAGGGGUGCCAGGUUCAACCUCAGCUGAAAAUUUUUGGUUGCCCUUUCCUUCAUUGGUCACAUUGGCAUAUUGGUGACUAUUUUCUCUUCCAUUGGACCCUGUAAAAGCUGCUCUCCUAGGAGCCUUUUUUUAGGUCAAAAGAAGCAGGUAGGCAUCAGUCAUCCACCACAUCCAUGUUUCCUCCUGUUUUGAGACUUCUGUUUCCCAGCCAUCUCUCUGUGUCUGCCCUUUUGCUCAUCCCUGGGGGAGUUGGAGACAGCUAAUUGUCACCCUCCUUGAAAUCGGCUGAUUCGGCAUUAGCCUUUACUAAGUUUUUUUUUUUUUUUUUAAUCCCACAGUUUUGGUUCUUUCUCAGAAGUACCUGGGUCUCCUCAUCAAACCUUUGACUUUUAGUUUAUUUCCUCUGACUCGCUUCUCCUUUCUGUUUUGUGGUCCAUGCUGUUGGUGGAAUCUGUUGAACUUCUUUGUGGACAGGGCAGGGAUCUGUUCCCGAAGGGGACUCAUGGAGUCGUUCACUCUUGAACUAAAAGAAAGCACACUCCAUUUCCUUUCAUCUUGAGGGGAUGAGGUGCUUGACCCAAAGCCCCACAACUGACUAGUGACAGAACAAGGGUCGGGGCUUCUCAUUCAUCCUCGACCUCCCCACAGUGGAGGCCAUCUUCCCUUGGUGCUCUAUGCUUAUGUGAUCCCUAAGAAUGAUGGAUAGGGUCAGUUCAGAGCCCCGUGCAGAAGCCCAGCAUCACCUAGUAUGACAAGUGCCUGUCCUCGAGCUGUAGCCAUCCUCGGGGACCAGAAGCAGGUACAGAGACUGCUGAGCCUUUCUGCUUUUUUGGAGGACAGUUCACCAGCCACAGACUCUGAGUCAAAUUCUACUUGCCAACCAUCCCAGCAGCAAAGUGUCCUGCCCACACACCAGCCAAAACAUAGCCCUUGGUGUUAAAAGUUCCCAGAGGACUUUUAACCCCAAAUCUUCAUUAGGCUUCAGUAACGUGGUGGCGUUAGCCAUUGUUUUUCUAAAACUGUAAAUGAUUACAGUCAUGUGACAGUCAAUUUUCUAAACCAGGGACCUAUAAAUUUGUAUGAUUUUGUGUAUGCUCUGGUAUACUACGCCUGUCCUAAGGAAGGGGAGAACUAACUGGUGGUGUCCCCACCUGUGACAUAAGGAGGAUGCGUGCAUUGCUGACUUAAUGUUGAUGUUUCUGUGGCUAAGCCCUGACGUGUAUUUCUGAAAAGCCUUAAAUCUUGGAGACGCCUUGUCGUCGUUGUCAUAGGGUGCAAAAGGCUGCCUCGGAACCGUGAGCCCUUUCGUAAGCUGGGAGCGUUUCUCUUUCUACUGUUACUUUUUUUUAAGAGAGUUUUCAAUUCACAGCUGCCAAAGUGUCCGGUGAAGCAGUGCCUUAGCAAUACCUUAGUCGCCGCCAGCCUUUGCCCACACCUGCGUCGGUGUCCAUUUACCAGUGGACCCCGAGUCCACAGCAGGACCGGCCAAAAUGGUUCUCUUUUUCGUUCUGAGUGCCCAUUUUUAAAUCUAGCUCUCUAGGAAACUUGGUUAAAAAAAAAAAAAUCUGAAAUGGAACCCAAGUCAGUUCUUUGACCACAUUCUCAAAUAUAUCUCCAUACCAAAACUAAAGUUUGCAACUCGGUUUACCAUGAAAAGCGAAUUGUACUUUUCAUCGAUGCCUUUUUAAAUUCAUGACCAAAUACUUAGCUAUUUGUGAAUCUUCUGCGCUCCAACAUGAAAGUGCCUUUGGCUUGAGAUUCCAGCUUAGAAAAGUGCCGCUAUAAUAACGACGACUUGUAGAGAGACCAAAAAUAUUUUGAGAUCACCGUAAUGCCUUUGGUAACUGGGAUGAUAAUCAGCCACAGGCCUCCAUUCAGAGAGCACCACGUGGGCCCCGCCUGCCGCAAGUCUGCCACUGGGGACCCCACCACACUCACCUGCGGCAGGGUGACCUCGCAGACUGUUGUGUCUGUGUGCUGACCCCCGGCAUGUCGUGUCAACUCAUCACCCAGCCCUGCAUCCCUGGGAAGGAGCCUACCCGCGAGCAACAGAAUCCCGGCCAGUGGGCAGUAUGCGGCUUUUGCCUUCUUGUGUUCGAAUCCAGUCUCUGGAGACUUUCUUGUCCGUUCAGACGACAGUGUGCACUUACCCGUUUUACACAGUGAUACCAAUUCAAUCGUUGGAAGCCUCAGAUUGAGAUGACAGUGCAGGAAAAAUUAAAAAAGGUUAGGAUCGUUACAAUUGAAGAUUCUUCUUACAGCCAACUUGCUGGCUCUUGAGUGUUACAUUUGAAUGUGUCACGAGAGACUUCCAAAGAGCACCAUGUUCGGCAUCUUCAAAGAAUGUUCCAGCCCUUAGAGGGCCACCUCUUUAAAGUCUGUGUCAGCUUAGAGCGAAACCUUUGUACAUUGGGAAAAACUGAUACCAGUAAAGAGCAGGAGUUAGAAGAACCAAGAGGUAGAGACAGAAGAAAAAAAAAAGCCAAAAAGAAGCCAGGAAAAAAGGUGGGUUUUUUUGUUUUGUUUUUUUCUCCCUUUGCUGGUAUAAAAAUAACAUCAGACAACUUUGAAAGUUAGCCUCUAAAUUUUUACUACAGAAGUUCUCUCUGUUUCUACCUGGUGUCUAACAAAUAGGCUCUUUAGGCUCUGAAAUUUCAGAAGUGAUUUGUAUCCACCCCAAGUUGUGUGUAUAAAAGUUCUGUUUAAAAAUAAAACAAAAACUAUCAAAUGACAAGGACAAUGACUCAGCACUGGUAGUUAGCUGUUUGAGGUUUUAGAUUCCUCCCUGUUGGGAAUGCACCACAACUUGGAAGACAUUAGUCAGAUGUGUCUUCUUGCAUCUCUUUCUGACUGUGGCUGUCUCACAUGACCAUGGUUUUCUCUCGUAAACCCUUUGCUUAUACCUUUAAGAAUGAAGGUUUUGUAUUUAAAAUUUGCUGCAUUGCAAAAGGUAGUUUCACUGAAUUCAAGCAUCACUGAUUAGGAUAAAGCAUUUGUAUUUAUUCUCCUUCCUAAGCCCUGACCUGUUUUCUCUGUGAAUUUGCAUUGAGUCACUUGUAUCCCACACUACAUCACUGUAGAUGCAAACAGCAUUUCUGUCCCCUUCCCUCACCCCUCACCUGGGGUCAGAUCCCACUCAUGUCCUUGCUAGGCCUGACUUUGUCAGCUCCAUCAUGGACUCGCUCCACUUCCCUCUUUUCGGAGAGACAGGCAGAAUCCACACAUCCAUCAGUGGGAAACCUGCCCUCAGUUUUCUUUUUGGAUUUUGUUUUGGCAUUAAUUGUUUUUUGUGAUUCAGUUUCACUGUAUAAAUUAGAUACUAUCUGUACUUCCUUUAAAAAAAAAAAAAGAUGUGCAUCUCCCUGUUACCUCCUUGAAAGAGUGACUCUCCAGGCCUUUUCAAUGGGUUUAUGACUGCAGACAAGGAAAAAACAGUACGUGCCUGAAAAAUAACAACAAAAACAUCUUUUUGUAACAUUAAAAAAAACCCGAAUAGCCUUUACUUCUUUGAUAUGCUCAAAUUUUAUGUAAAUUGAGUUUUGCCACAUGUUCGUUCACGUUCUAAUCGACUUACUGGGUUCUCAUGGUCUGUUGUCUCGUGUAACUUGUAUAGAACGGACUUGUGACGUAAGUGGUUCCUUUGAUACUGUACUGCUGCUGGGACUGGGCUGGAGCCCACCUCUGGGUUCCUGUGGGGGAAGACUGGCGGAAAAGGGGGUGGGGUGGCUCAUUCACACAUUUUCUUAACUCUGCAGAAACUUUGAGAAAGCGUUUGGGUAGACCUCCUGGCAGCACAGUGUUCUUGUGUUUGUUAAUGUUUGUGUUUAGGUACUGGUACCACUUUGUUUAAAGAUGUUCUAAGUGUCGGCUUUAAAGUGAAUUAUCUUUAGUAUGAUAGUUAUAUGAAAAUUAUAGGGUUUGUGUGCAGAGAAUUUUUUUAUAAAGUGCUUUGUACAAAAAAUGUAUUCUAGCUUUCGCGGUACAUAUGUGUGAUAACUUUAAUAUCCAUGACAGUUAAGUGCAAUUAUUUCAUCACUCUAAAAAUGCUAUUUUUGUGUCAGUUCCUGCAGGUGUUUUCAUGUCUUUGCAAAGUGACACAUUUUGAUGCCUUCUUGAUAAAGUGGUAGACAUUUUGUAGCUUUCUAGAAACUUUGUAUUCAUACGGUAUCAAUGAAAAAUAAAGAAAAUGAAAGUGUGGGUCA
Nannospalax galili (Upper Galilee mountains blind mole rat) is the source of this 9125-nucleotide messenger RNA. It is a transcript of the gene Tead1, whose product is annotated as TEA domain transcription factor 1. Gene Ontology annotation, cellular component: transcription regulator complex. The record is from RefSeq and is a predicted model, not a curated record. The transcript has 14 exons. Gene Ontology annotation, molecular function: DNA-binding transcription factor activity, RNA polymerase II-specific; RNA polymerase II cis-regulatory region sequence-specific DNA binding. Lineage: Eukaryota; Metazoa; Chordata; Mammalia; Rodentia; Spalacidae. Bases 16 to 1443 code for a protein of 475 amino acids. Gene Ontology annotation, biological process: hippo signaling; regulation of transcription by RNA polymerase II; embryonic organ development.